ACGGACGGCAGAGGACACGGUCGCGCGCGUCAAGGACAUAGUGAGAACGCUGCUACAACAAAUCUCCCCCGGCGGCAGCAAUUCCUCAUCUUUCUCACACUUCGCUGACCAUCAUGUGGAGAAGAGAUCCCACCAGCAAAGAGCAGGUUCGGCCAUCGACGCAAACUAUCCAUAUCGGAGUGUCAAAAAUGACGAGAACUACAACUCAUCUGGUCAACAUAGACCUGAAACUGCUGAUACUGAUCUUAAAAGUCAGAGACGUCGCCGCUCGGCACCCGUUAUUCGGAACACAGUAUCUUCAGCACCCUUGCUCAAGACUGUCGGCAGGUACAUUCCCUACACAGAAGGAAAGAAGAAGAAUCUUGCAGUGAUAAACCUACCCCUCGAACGUCGAUUUUGCACAAUCCGUGACGAUGUCGCACUACACGAAAUUAUUUGUGCCCUACAUUUCUCAAGAAACUCUGGCACGACCAGGCUGAUGAACACCCAUGGUAAUGCUCAUAGAAGAAGUGAUACAAGUAAACUAGAAGCACUGAGAGCAUUAUGUUGCUCAACAUCCAAUUUAAAACUUAAAGACAGUAUGUGGCAUGACAAAUGGUGGCGCACAUUUACACUACUACCAUCGACGGAGAGGGCGCAUCACCAUCUCUCACCACAAGAGAUUAUGGUAGCUGAAACUUGUCACGCAUAUCUGUCAGCUCUAAAUGCAGACGGAUUCAUUCCUACAAUAUUACUCGCCGAAAACUCACCCGGUGCUUAUAUGUGGUUAAUAAUCGUCGAAAGCCGGAAAGCGCAGAUACCGACUCUAACACUUCGUCGAUAUGCAGUUGUUGGCGAUAUUCAUUACCUUGACGUUAUUGCUAAACAGAACGCAGACGUCGAUAACUUGCAAACAGAAGCGGUGUCUUCAAACAAUGCUGCGCACGAUUCAACAGCUUAUGGGAAUCAGCGAGAUAUGAUUUUAGGAUAUUUAUUUGAAAUAUGUUUGAAAGGGAGCAUGAGUGAUACACACGAGAGCCUUCUGAAUGUUUUGGUUCAUCGCCUUUCAGAUGGAGGCAGAAGGUUUUCUGCUAAAGCAAUUCCUCACUUUACACGAGAUAAGAGACACUAUAUUUGCAACAAAUUUACAACUUACUUCAAUACAAGACGCAAUUCUAGAGACACUUUGAUACUAUCAGAAUUUGUGUAUAAACAUUCUCACAUGCGCCAAAACAAAUGGAAAAACCCACACGAAAAUUAUAAGGAUUACCAGUCGGGCAACGUACAUUAUUCUCCCUCAGUACUGUCAAGUGUGGAUAAACUUCCUCAGAGACUAGUACAAAAAUACACUCUUCUUAAAAUAAUCAACCGCUCUGGUUCCAAUAAGGCAUUGCAGUGUUGCUGGAAAUAUAAAGGUGAAAGCGAUAGUAGAACAAUUCGAAAUAGAGUGAAACGUGGUGUUCGUGAACGAGACGGCAAGAACUUACAGAGACAGGUCUAUUCGCAUGCGAAGCGGUUAUUUCCAAGAGAUUCCGACGACACCUUAGCAGCUGCUGGUGACCAAACGACGGACAGAGAGGCACUGCUCGACGAAGAUGUACAGUCGAGUCAUCUCAACCACUCAGAUUCAAACUACAAACUUCCAGAAACUGCCACACACGAGAUUCCUUCAGAUGUGCAGGAAACCACGUAUACUUCGGUAAACAUUUUGUCAGAUGGGUUGGAAGUCGUUACAGCUCCGAACAUUGUUGCGACAGAAAAUGAGCCUGAAGACGAAAAAAGUACGGAAUCUCCUCAUGCUGAUGCUGCCGACCCCAUAGAGCAUGUUACAACCUCGCACCAGGAGACAGACAAUUCACUGGUGCAGUCACAACUGCACGUUGUAAACAUAGAGAAUGAGCCCGAAGACGAAAAUAAUACGGAAUCUCCUCAUGCUGAUCCUACCGACCACACACAACAUAUUGCCACAUCGAACUUCGAGACGGAUCAUUCACAGAUGCAGUUACAACUACCCGCAGAAUUUGAAUCAGCUUCCGAGGCAACCCCUACACCGCAAGAUGGAAGUACUACAGUGCUAGCAGAGAUUAUCACUUCGACAGUCUCAAAUACGGAUGUGGUCACGUGCUGGCCACCUCUGGUGAGCGUUACACCGGAGAACACCACCAGCGACACCGCCUGCCACUGCGAAGAGCCGCCUUCGGACCCUCUGGUUGCCGCUGUGCUGCUUCUGUUGGGUCACGUAGCUCCUCUGCUGUGGUCGGUGGCCGGUCGCUGCGGUUGCGGGCGCUGGCCGCUGUCAGCUGCGACGCUGGAGCUGCUGCUGUGGCUGCCCGGCCUGCUGGGGGCGGCGUCGCGGGCGGCCGGCGUGCAGACGCCGGUGCGGGGGCCCGCGUGCCGCGCCGCCACCGCCGCCGGCCUCUGCGGGGCGCUGCUGCGGGUCUUCCAGGCCGUGCUGUCGGCGGCGCGCGCGCCCUCCUCUGUCCGGCAGGGUCCCCGCUCCGCGGACUCCGCCUCCACCACGUCUGGGACGCGCAAGACUGGCUGGGUGUCCGCUGAGGAGGCGGGCCCCAGUAGCGGCGUAGAGCUGCCAGCCAACCCAGACGCUCGGGACCGUGGAGGCACCGCCAAUGAAACAUCAAUUCAGAAACCCAGUCACGACGGAGAAGGUCCGAAGAGUGAGCACAGUAACCGAGCCCCAGACAGUGGCACUCAGGGGGCCAAAUUGUCGCCGGAACUCGAGGCUGUGUUUGUUGUUGGGAACACUGAGCCCUGUACAGCACGGUCCAAGCCGGAAACACCACUCGAGUGUCCGGCAGAGAAAAAAGUUACAAAACGACCAACGGACUGGGCGCUGGAAGAUGAAACAGACGAUGGUAGUGACAAACCAACAGAUCACGAAGACCAUGAAGAUACACUGAGUACACGGGACGCCAUCUGCAGCACGUCUACUGCCACAGCCAUUGUCACGGACAGAACUGAACGAGUUUUCAAGUGA
Molecule: messenger RNA, 2974 nt
Organism: Schistocerca piceifrons (Central American locust)
Lineage: Eukaryota; Metazoa; Arthropoda; Insecta; Orthoptera; Acrididae
Exons: 4
Coding region: 479-2974 (831 amino acids)
Source: RefSeq, a predicted model, not a curated record